Messenger RNA from Eucalyptus grandis, 1047 nucleotides. RefSeq names its product peroxidase P7-like. Gene Ontology annotation, molecular function: heme binding; peroxidase activity. The transcript is spliced from 3 exons. Gene Ontology annotation, biological process: hydrogen peroxide catabolic process; response to oxidative stress. The coding region runs from base 1 to 972 and encodes 323 amino acids. The record is from RefSeq and is a predicted model, not a curated record. Lineage: Eukaryota; Viridiplantae; Streptophyta; Magnoliopsida; Myrtales; Myrtaceae.
AUGGCUUUAAAUAGCCUCAGCCUCGUCCAAGCACUUCUCUUCUUGUCUCUCACGACCUCGGCUUUCUCGACGCGGCCCUACAAGGAAGGCCUCACGCCAUACUUCUACGACUACGUUUGCCCUCAAGCCUUGCCCGCCAUCAAACGCGUUGUCGAGGCAGUGGUGCAACAGGAGCGACGCAUGGGCGCUUCGUUACUCCGUUUGCACUUCCACGAUUGUUUCGUUAACGGUUGCGAUGCUUCAAUACUUUUGGAUCCGACCCCUACCAUUGACAGCGAAAAGUUCGCGAACCCGAAUAACAAUUCGGCUAGAGGGUUCGAAGUGAUCGAUCAAAUUAAGGCGGAGGUCGACAAAGCUUGCGGAUACUCACUUGUAUCAUGUGCCGACAUCUUGGCCGUCGCAGCCCGUGACUCGGUAGUUGCGCUGGGAGGGCCUUCAUGGGAAGUACAACUUGGAAGGAGGGACUCGACCACGGCGAGCAGGACAACCGCCAACUCCGACAUUCCCGCGCCGAACAUGGACUUGCCUGCACUGAUCAACACGUUCCAAAAGCAAGGUCUCGACACUCGGGACUUGGUCGCGCUGAGCGGUGCUCACACAAUCGGGUUCGCUCAAUGUGUCAAUUUCAGAAACCGCACAUACAACGACGACAACGUCGCCACCAGUUUUGCCAGGAGCCUCCGGUCUUUGUGCCCGCGUACUGGAGAGGACGGGAACCUCGCUGGUUUGGAUCCUUCGCCGGCUCAAUUCGAUGCAUUGUACUUCCAUAAUCUGCUGGCGCAGAAGGGGCUUCUUCAUUCUGAUCAGGCGCUUUACAGUGGUGGGUCAACGGAUGAGCUGGUGAAAACUUACAGUGAUGAUGCGGAGGCCUUUUGGGAUUAUUUUGCAAAGUCGAUGAUCAAGAUGGGAAACAUAAAGCCGUUGAUCGGAAACCAGGGCCAGAUUCGCUCAAAUUGCCGAAGGUUGAACUGAAGUGGCAGUUUGUUCUUCGUUUCUUUCCGACGUAUGCUUCAAUAAUCUUGUUAAUAAAUAUUCUUGAAAUUGUUC